AUGCGCCCAAACCUCGUCCGCCUCGCCGUCACCAACCCCACGAAUCCCCUGGGCAAGACAAUCGCAGGGUCCUCUACGCCGUCGUCGCGUCUCCGGAAGUCUCCGCCCCUAUCUCUGGACCACUUCAUCCAGCGCCAACGUGUUCUCUCGCUCUACCGCGACAUCCUCCGCUCUCUGUACCGACACAUGUCUCAUCCCCAGAGGGGGGAGAGCAUCGCGUAUGCGAAAGGCGAAUUCACGCGGAAUAAAGACGUUCGAGAGAUCGAGAGGAUCAGGUAUCUGAUCAGUACGGGCAAGGCCGAGUGGGACGGCGUCAGGAGGGGGGUGGAGGAGAUGGGCCCGGCGCGAGGAUGA
Fonsecaea nubica is the source of this 354-nucleotide messenger RNA. RefSeq lists its product as hypothetical. The coding region runs from base 1 to 354 and encodes 117 amino acids. The record is from RefSeq and is a predicted model, not a curated record. NCBI's taxonomy places the organism in Eukaryota, Fungi, Ascomycota, Eurotiomycetes, Chaetothyriales, Herpotrichiellaceae. Gene Ontology annotation, cellular component: mitochondrion. The transcript has a single exon.